UUGCAGGCCCACAAAUUGCUCCAGCGGAUUUGAAACCCGUCCACCGAAUCAACGGCCUAGCGAGCCUUUUUACACAGUGAAGCGCAGGAAGCAUCAGUGCGCCCGCGCACACCUGAUCCCAACCCGAAGGUCCCUGCAGAUUAUCUCCGAACAGGCGUACUCUAAGAUACUAUCAGACCAAACCCCACCAGAAGUUUCAGGGGAACGAACAGAGCAAAACAGAGACGAUGAAUUUUUCAAUGUUUUGGAGUUUCGAGCUUCGAAUGACUAGAGGAGAGAGAGAGAGAGAUGGGGCGUGUUUGGUAAAGGGUAAUUAUGAUUCCCGCCGGUGGAAUUAAAUGAGCAAUAGGCAGCUUGGACACUUUCAAAAAAUAGAAGAAGCCAAUUUUGCUUAACCGUUACCCUCCACGCGUCCACCACUCUUCUUUAAUUCUUUCCUUUGGUCAGAUUUACUCUUCCUUAAUUGCACCAUCAUCAUUGAUUAAUACCAUACCCAAACUCGUUUUGAUCUUCGAGCUCUUCAGUCUUCUUCUUCACAUUCAGAGGAUUACACUGGUUCACUGCUCCGGCGCCGUCGCCGAGGAGACAAUGUCGUCGCCGGCGAAGCUCGUCAUCUGGAAAGGGGGCGAGAACAAGCGCUACCCUGCGCCUCUGGCCUCCCACGACGACGUCGUCGAGCAUCCCUCUCUUUUCUGGGACACCCUGCGCCGCUUCCACUCCAUGUUGGGCACCAAAUUCAUGAUUCCUGUGAUUGGAGGGAAGGAGCUGGAUUUGCAUGUUCUGUAUGUGGAGGUUACCAAAAGGGGCGGCUUCGAUAAGGUGGUAGUGGAGAAGAAAUGGAGAGAGGUGGGCUCUGUUUUCAACUUCUCUCCGACGACCACAAGCGCUUCCUUUGUUUUGAGGAAGCACUACCAUGCUCUGCUUCACCAUUACGAACACGUUUACUUUUUCAAGAUACAGGGUCCCCUGCUUACCCAAACUGCAGCUGCAUAUGGGCCCGAGGCGGCUGAUCUCGCGGAAUGUUCCUCCAAGAAAACAGGGGAUUGUCCCAAUUCGCCCGGUGACGGAUCAGCAGGUUUAUCAGCGGUUGGAACAAUUGAUGGGAAAUUUGAUUGUGGGUAUUUGGUGUGUGUGAAAUUGGGUUCUGAGGUUCUCAAUGGGGUACUCUAUCAUCCGGAGCAACCUGUCUCUUCUGCGUCGGCUGUCCAAGCUUGCUCUGCCAUUGUCCCGUACCCCCCCAAGGCUCGCCGCACUGCUCGGAGGAGUAGAAGAAGGGGAGGAGACCCAGAUCGCCCUAAACCCAACCGGAGUGGCUAUAAUUUCUUCUUUGCAGAAAAGCAUUCUGUGCUCAAGGCUCAGUUCCCAGAUAGGGAAAGGGAGUUCACCAAAAUGAUUGGACAGUCAUGGAACAAUCUCAGCCAAGAAGAGAGAAUGGUGUACCAGGACAUUGGGAUGAAGGAUAAGGAAAGAUACAAGAAAGAACUAGAGGAGUACAAGGAGAGGAUUAAGCUGAGAGUGGCCCCUAAAGAAGAGCAAAAUGACCAUUAGGGCGACUGAACAGUGCAAACAAGGAGAGAAUGGUCCAGCCUCCAUGUUGUGUUUCUGAAUUAAGUUUUGAACAAUCUGUAUACAUAUAAAAUGCAUAUCAAAAUGUGCAAUGCAUAAAAUGUAUCUGUUUCGAAUUUGCCCUUCAAAUUCUGUAUUUUGGAUGUUGUAUACAGGUUAUGGUUUGCCUC
This is a messenger RNA of Malania oleifera, 1736 nucleotides long. Its product is annotated as high mobility group B protein 9. NCBI's taxonomy places the organism in Eukaryota, Viridiplantae, Streptophyta, Magnoliopsida, Santalales, Ximeniaceae. The transcript has 6 exons. The record is from RefSeq and is a predicted model, not a curated record. The coding region runs from base 589 to 1548 and encodes 319 amino acids. Gene Ontology annotation, molecular function: DNA binding.